AUGGAGAGGUGGAAACAAAUCCAAUUAUCGAAAGAAGAGGAGGAAGGGAUAAUUGUGGAGACGGAUGAAACGAGUGAAGAAGAAACUUUUCAGAGAACUCUUGUAGGGAAGCUAUGGACGGAGAGCACUUUCAACACUAGAGCUUUUAAGAGUACUAUGGUGAAUGCCUGGAAACUGAAGAAUCCAGUUGAAAUACAAGAUUUGAGCAAGAACUUAUUUCUCUUCAAAUUCUCAACGAAGAGAGAUAUGGAAUACAUCCUAAGGAGCGAUGCCUGGAGCUUCGAUAAAUCGUUGCUGGUGUUAGCGAGAGUGUCUGGAGAGGAGCAACCAUUUGAUCUCACAAUGCAUUUCGAAACUUUCUGGGUUAGAAUCUACGAACUGCCGCUGAUGCUAAGGCCGGAGGCUAUGGCGAAGAAGAUGAGGGAUAUUCUUGGAUCGUUUGAGGAGAUGGAUAUGAAAGAUGCACACCCUAUAGAUAGAUUCUUAAGGAUUAAAGUUACCAUAGAUCUCAGGAAUCCGCUGAAGAGGGGGACAGUGGUCAAAUUCAAGGAGAAAAGUCUGAGAGUUCAUUUCAAAUAUGAGAGGUUACCUACUUUCUGCUUUGUCUGCAGAAGAAUAGGGCACCAACUCAAAGACUACAAGGCUCUGGAGGAUCUUAAUGAAGAGGGCUUUGAAGACAUAGAGGAACAAGAAUUAUCCUACGGGCAAAGUAGAUGCGAAACGAAGGAGAAGGAGAAAGAAGGAGAAAGAGAUCAGGAGGUCCAACAAACGAAAAAGAAGGUUAUCUUAUCGGAACAGAGAGUAGUGGUUUCUCAAGACGGUGGAGGAGGAAACAUUGAGGUGGAAAAAGUUGCAGAAUCUCUUGGAGCUAUGGAUAUUUCUCUAGAUAAACAAAAUGGGAGUAGUAAUCCGGGUACAAUAGAGGUCCAGAAGAAGAAAUGGACCAGAAAGAAGGGGCAAUCGAGAAAGAUAAGCAAGGAGAUUAAAGGGUUAGGGAGCUCGAAGAUACAACUUAUUGAUGUGAUGAUUGUUGAUAGGGGUAUAGAAGAUUGCGGGAGCGGGGAGAAAAAAAGGAAACAAGGUAGCAGUUUGGAAGCAGGAGAUGACAAGAUACCAGAGGUGGUGUUUGAAAUCCAACACCGCCUAAGACAAUGA
Messenger RNA from Vicia faba (fava bean), 1155 nucleotides. Lineage: Eukaryota; Viridiplantae; Streptophyta; Magnoliopsida; Fabales; Fabaceae. The record is from the annotation of a GenBank genome assembly.